CCGCGAGUUAGUCCGGAAAGGGAGUAGAGUUUGUGUCCAGCAUGGGUGGUGAUAAAGGAAAUUAGAAAAGUCGAUCUUUGGAGAAAUCUUUUUUCAAUUCAAUUCCAUUCAAUUCAAUUCCAUUCAAUUCAACUCCAACCAACUUUGAGGGUUUUUCCGCCCGGGGAAAAGAUUCAAUUUCUUUCUAUCAGAUCCUUCAUAUUGUUCUCCUAUCCCAUCUUCACAUUGUUCUUUUGUUUGGCCAUUCACUCUCACGUCUUCUUAUAUCUAUACAUCUUUUCCAUCCCACACCCACCAAUCAAUCGACAAGUACCAAAGUAUGCCGAGUAUGUUGAGAGUGAUGGCUGGAUCCAGAUAUAAAACCGCAAGGGCUCGUCACGCUGGACAGCUGUUCCGACUGUUGUCCUCGCUGUCCGAGACGUCUCCUGCAGGAACAUGUCUCUUUUCAUUGACCAAUUCAUCGAGCAAACAUCAAAAGUUCCCAUCCAAUCAUAUCAUAAUACGAGCUUAUUGUCCUGUCCCGACAAAUCAGCAUCAGUUAUCCGUAUCGGAAAUAAGCUUUUUUUUCUUUACUCUGUCUACGUAUACCGCAUAUACUUCGUACAUAUAUGCACAUACCUAUAUAUCACAAAGUAUAUCAGAAGUUCUUGUUCAAUCAUAUAAUAAUAUUGGCUCAUGUCCCAUCUCGACAAACCAGCACCAGUUAUCCGUCUCGGAACGGAAAUAAGCUUUCUCUUUCUCCUGUCUACGUAUGCCGCAUAUCCAUACAUGCAUACAUAUGCCGCAAAGAUGCCGCAAAGUAUAUUUCCAUUCCCUUUCCUUUCUUUUCUCUUCCUUCCAUCAAGAACUUCUAUCAAGAACUAAAUCACAUGAUCACACUAUUUAUGGGUAUGUAUCGGCAUCCGUUGGUGGGGUUGAUGUCAAACUUCAAUCUUUUAUCAUGGUCGGAGUCCACACGGAUACAAUCUCAAAACAGACCACAGGUUGGUUCAUACUUUGUCGGAUAAGAAUAAACUUUGGGAAUUUAAUUUGAUCCAUCGUAUCAAUCCAACUUAUAACACUAUCAUGUCAACUCCUGAUACGUCCAUUUUCAGGCCUGCUCUAAUUGUUGUAGAUCUUCAAGAGGAUUUUUUACCUCCAAAUGGUUCUUUAGCUGUGGCCAAUGGUAGAGAUACAAUUCCUAUCAUCAACAGCCUCCUCAGUCUUCCAUUUCACCUUAAGAUCGCCACCAAAGAUUGGCAUCCUUCAAAUCAUACAUCUUUUGCUUCAAACCAUGCAGGUAAACAACCAUUUGCAGAUUUUACCACGAUCAUCAACCCUUCCAACCCUUCCGAGACUUAUCAAACACGUCUCUGGCCACCUCAUUGCAUUCAGGAUACGCUCGGCUCCGAGUUCCCAUUUGAAUUGGACACAACCAAGUUUACCCAAACUAUUCUCAAGGGACAAAAUACUUAUGUAGAAAUGUAUUCAGCAUUUUACGAUCCUUUGAAGAGUCCUCGGUGCAGUGACAGUGGAUUGGCAGCCCAUUUAAAAAAUGAGGGCAUAACCCAUGUCUACGUAGUAGGUCUAGCUGCCGAUUAUUGUGUCAAGUGCACUGCCGAGGAUUCCGCGGAGGAAGGUUUCAACACUUUCAUUCUGGAAGAGGGAACUCGGGCUGUUGACCCUAAAUCAUGGGAGACUAUGAAGCUUGGUUUGAAAGGGGUCAAAGUUGUGAGUGUGACUGGAGAGGCAGUCAAUCAAGUAAGAAGCUUAGGCAAUUGAGUGAAGGUCUAGCACGGAUGUCAAAUUACAAUUCGGUCUUUUUUCAAUGACUGUUGGUUGUGCCGAAGAUGUGCUGAAAGCAAAAUCAUGCAAGUAUCUCAGGUGGUGACACCGAGUACAAUGUCCGUACUUCAAUAACCUUCUUUAUGAAGGGGAAGUCGUUGUAUUGCAAACAUACCAUUUCAAUUUAUUAAAAUCAUAGAAAUAUCAACCAGAUAUCACAACUUUAUCUCCAACUUUUCAAAUUGCAAUCUUGAAUCAUGUAGUAUCAUAAUCUCCAUGUCUCUUUCCACUCCACACAAUUUCCCUGAUGAUGGAGUGAGUAGAUAAAUACUCA
This is a messenger RNA of Botrytis sinoallii, 2098 nucleotides long. RefSeq lists its product as uncharacterized. The transcript has 3 exons. Lineage: Eukaryota; Fungi; Ascomycota; Leotiomycetes; Helotiales; Sclerotiniaceae. The coding region runs from base 1066 to 1761 and encodes 231 amino acids. The record is from RefSeq and is a predicted model, not a curated record.